Messenger RNA from Zingiber officinale, 1269 nucleotides. RefSeq lists its product as uncharacterized. Gene Ontology annotation, biological process: negative regulation of DNA-templated transcription; signal transduction. Bases 82 to 1185 code for a protein of 367 amino acids. NCBI's taxonomy places the organism in Eukaryota, Viridiplantae, Streptophyta, Magnoliopsida, Zingiberales, Zingiberaceae. Gene Ontology annotation, cellular component: nucleus. The transcript is spliced from 2 exons. The record is from RefSeq and is a predicted model, not a curated record.
UUAAAUGGUUUUUCUUCCCUCCGGGGCUCGAAACGAAAUUUUCCGAAAUCCCUUUUUGAAGAAGCAGCAGCGGAAGAGGCGAUGGAAUCGUUGCCCUCGAAGGGAAGGCCAAUCGCAGCGGAGAAGGACGGCGAUGAAAUCGAUCUCACACUUAGACUCUCCGUCGGCGGGGGCGUCGAGAAGAAGAAGAAGAAGAAUAAGAAGAAGAAGAACCCUGCUCCGAGAGUCGAUCGCGCCGGCGAUCGGAUGCCGGUGAAGGAGAGGCCGACACAGGAGGAUCGGGCGGCGCUGGAGUUCCAGAUGAAGCAAUCUAGGGCGGGGGAUCGGGCGGCGAAGGAAGAGGAGCUUUCAUCCGGCGAUCGGUCAAGGGAUCCCCCCAAAGAUGGGAGAAAUGGGGCUGCCCGAAUCCCUAACCCUAAUCCUAAUCCUAAUCCUAAUCCUGAUCUAUUUAUCUGGAAGCAUCCUCUUCCGGUGGUGUACCCUUACCACCACUUGCAGUACUUGCCGACGCCGAACGGCUUUCCGUUCGGGUUGCCCUUCGUGAUGCCUUGCUGGGCAUCGACAUUCCCAGCGGCGGCGGUGGCCGGAGGAGAGAACCUGGGCCAUAAGAUUAUGCCUCGACCGGUGGCUUCCGGUGGUCCUCCUGUUCAGGUGAGGGCCGCUACGAAUCCUUGCCAUGGUGGUUUAGAUAGCGAAAAAGGGAUCGGAGACUUCGUGACUGGAAAGACUCCAGCCAAGAUCAAUUCGACCGGGAGCAGCGCGUCUUCGCUCUCGAAUCACCGAAGUGGAUCUUUUCAAGGAGGGUGCGUUAGCAGUGUUGAUUCGAGGAACAGUUCAAUCCCUGAAGAAGAUGCGGCAAAGAAGCUGGUAUCAGGGCCUCACAGAGUGUCCAACACCAAGUCACUCGAGCGCACGGCCUCCGUCAAUAAGCCUUCCUCUUCCACUGCCUGCAAACUUUCGCUGUCGCGGCGACUGCCAUUAGUCUCGGCGACCGGCGACGGACCGGACGGGAGGACCGUCAAUGGCUUCUUGUACAGGUACAACUCCGAGUCUGCGGUGAGGAUCCAGUGCAUCUGCCACGGUAGAUCCUUCACACCGGCGGAGUUCGUCGGGCACGCCGGCGUCGCCGACGUAUCCCAGCCGCUGAAGCAGAUUGUUGUGGUCGGCGGAGAGGGAAGCAGAUAACUAGUGCUGUGUACAUAAACAUGAUCGAAAUGGUUUUGUGAAUAUCCUUUCCAAAGUUGUUAAUGAAGUUUUAUUUUAUCGUUA